Messenger RNA from Amaranthus tricolor (Joseph's coat), 2505 nucleotides. RefSeq names its product CSC1-like protein At1g32090. The coding region runs from base 76 to 2289 and encodes 737 amino acids. NCBI's taxonomy places the organism in Eukaryota, Viridiplantae, Streptophyta, Magnoliopsida, Caryophyllales, Amaranthaceae. Gene Ontology annotation, cellular component: plasma membrane. The record is from RefSeq and is a predicted model, not a curated record. The transcript has 11 exons. Gene Ontology annotation, molecular function: calcium-activated cation channel activity.
CACCUUGUCUCCAACCUUGUAGUGAUUUCACCAUUUAUUCAUUCUUCAAACUUCUUUCCUAGAAGCUUAACAAAAAUGGCAACUCUUUUAGACAUAUCAGUUUCAGCAUUGAUAAAUAUAGUAACUGCUUUUGCUUUCUUAGUUGCAUUUGCACUUCUCAGAAUUCAACCAAUAAAUGACAGAGUUUACUUCCCAAAAUGGUACUUUAAAGCCCAAAGAAAAGACCCUGUUUCUACUAACUUUGUGGCUAAAUUUGUAAAUCUUAAUUUCAAAACAUAUUUAACCUUUCUUAAUUGGAUGCCUCAAGCUCUUCAAAUGUCUGAAUCUCAACUCAUUCAACAUGCUGGUCUUGAUUCCGUUGCUUUUCUCCGCAUUUACCUUCUUGGCUUGAAAAUUUUCCUUCCGAUGAUGGUUUUAGCUCUUAUCGUAGUUGUACCAGUCAAUGUAUCAGGAGGAACAUUGUUUUUCUUACAGAAAGAAUUGGUUUUGAGCAAUAUUGACAAACUUUCAAUAUCAAAUCUGCCUCCUAAAUCAUAUAGGUUCUUUGUGCAUAUUGCUUUGCAAUACUUGUUCACAUUUUGGACUUGUUUCAUGCUUUACAAGGAGUACGAUACAGUUGCAUCAAUGAGAUUGCGAUUUUUGGCUUCUCAGAAAAGCCGUGCACAGCAAUACACAGUGCUAGUUAGGAAUGUGCCAUAUGUUUCUGGUCAAUCAAUCUCCGAUUCUGUUGAUAAAUUUUUUGAGAAAAAUCAUCGGAACACCUACCUUUGUCACCAGGUUGUUUACAACGGGUACAAAUUAGCAAAACUUGUGAGGAAAAGGGAUAAACUCCAAAAUUGGUUGGACUAUAACCAACUCAAGUUUGAAAGAAAGCCAGCCAAAAGACCCAAAACAAAGACUGGAUUUCUUGGUCUUUGGGGCGAAAGAGUUGAUUCAAUCGAUUACUACAACCAACAACUCGAGCAGCUAGAGAAAAAAAUGAUUAUGGAGCGCGAGAGAAUUCUCCAGGACGAAAAGUGUAUGUUGCCCGUUUCCUUUGUUUCUUUCAAUUCACAUUGGGGUGCAGCUGUAUGUGCGCAGACACAACAAAGUAGAAAUCCUACAUUGUGGUUGACGAGUUGGGCUCCAGAGAAACGCGAUGUUUAUUGGAAGAACCUAGCUAUACCAUUUGUUUCUCUCGCUAUUCGUAAAUUUUUGAUUGGGGUUGCGGUUUUUGGCUUGGUGUUCUUCUACAUGAUUCCCGUUGCGUUUGUGCAAUCUCUUGCAAAUCUUGAAGCUUUAGAGAAAGUAGCUCCUUUUCUCAGGCCUGUCAUUGAAGUGAAAAUCAUCAAGUCCUUUCUACAGGGUUUCCUUCCUGGUCUAGCACUUAAAAUAUUCUUAUGGGCUCUCCCUCUUCUUUUGAUGCUUAUGUCCAAGAUUGAAGGACAUGUGUCAUUCUCUAAACUAGAGCGUAGAGCUGCAGCUAAGUACUAUUAUUUCAUGUUGGUGAAUGUCUUUUUAGGAAGCAUAGCAACUGGAACAGCUUUUGGACAACUUGAUGCUUUCCUUCACCAACCACCAUCCCAGAUUCCGAGAAACAUAGGUGUAUCAAUACCAAUGAAGGCUACAUUUUUCAUUACAUAUAUAAUGGUGGAUGGUUGGGCUGGCAUGGCCAGUGAGAUUCUCAGAUUAAAGCCACUUAUCAUAUUCCAUUUGAAAAACAUGUUUAUAGUGAAAACUGAUCGCGAUCGAGAUCGUGCUAUGAAUCCUGGAAGUGUUGAUUAUCCAGAAACUCUACCGAGCCUGCAGCUCUAUUUCCUUCUUGGACUUGUCUACGCUGUAGUUACUCCUAUACUCCUACCUUUCAUUAUCGUGUUCUUUCUCUUUGCUUUCCUUGUUUAUCGUCAUCAGAUCAUCAAUGUGUAUAAUCAACGGUAUGAAAGUGCAGCUGCAUUUUGGCCACAUCUUCAUAGCCAAAUCAUUGCCAGCCUUUUGAUAUCACAAUUGCUUUUAAUGGGGCUUCUCAGUACAAAGAAAGCUCUUAGCUCUACUCCAAUUCUUAUCGUUCUACCGGUUCUGACCUACGCAUUUCAUAAGUAUUGCAAGAGUCGCUUUGAGCCUGCAUUUAAUAGAUAUCCUCUAGAGGAAGCGACAGAAAGGGAUGAACUGGAGCAGACGGAGGGAGCUGGCCAGAACCUAAGGGCAUACCUCGCUAAUGCUUAUUUGCAUCCAAUCUUCCACUCCUGUGACAAAGCUGAGCUUGAUGAGGCAAAUGUCGAAGAAACCUAUGCACACGUCUCUGAUCUCUAAUCUCUAUCCCCCAAGCCUUAGUUCGAGCUGAAGAAUGCUCCACUUUUUCUCCUCCUUAACCACUUCAAUAUUACAGUUACGGGCAUGAUUUAAAUUCUUCCUUGCAAUAUGACCAUCAUUAUCAGGCUGAUUCUCCCAUUGAAGACUGCUAACCAAUGUACAUUACUUAGUUGAAUCUCAAGUGACUGUUUUUUAUGUGAUCUUGUCGACCCUGUA